Messenger RNA from Gavialis gangeticus (Gharial), 1631 nucleotides. RefSeq names its product REC114 meiotic recombination protein (gene REC114). NCBI's taxonomy places the organism in Eukaryota, Metazoa, Chordata, Crocodylia, Gavialidae. The record is from RefSeq and is a predicted model, not a curated record. Bases 1 to 744 code for a protein of 247 amino acids. The transcript is spliced from 6 exons.
AUGGCGGCCACCACCUCCCUCAGCAGCGCGGGCGCGUGGCCGCUUCGUCGCUAUGGCCGCUUCGUGAACCCGGGCCCGCCCCACGGCCACGGUGCCACCGCCACCGCGGCCCCGGGCGCCUGGACGGUUUUGGAGUCAAAUGAAGAAUCAGGGCAUCUUAUUCUCACCAUUAUUGUAUCUGGCCAUUUCUUCAUUUCCCAAGGACGGACAGUUAUGGAAGGUUUUUCAUUAAUCAGUGCCCAUACAUGGUUGAAGAUAGUAAGAAGAACAGAUUGCCUGUUGUUCGGCUCAAGGUCCAAGAAUGAAUGCCGCAUGUUUCGUGUUCAGUUUGAUGGAGAUUCAAAAGAGCAGGCAGUGGAGCACUGCUGUAAUUGUGUGCAGAAACUUGCAGAGUAUGUCACAGUUCAGGUAACAGAUGAGCAAAGCCAGGAGCUGCAAGGUCAAAGUCAGUUGCUCGACAGUGAAAGUCAAGUGCAACAAAAUGCAUCUAUACCUCCUGGACCAAGUUGGACGCUAGAGGAACCUCCACUUCAGUUGUACACAAACAUCCCAGAAGCAAGAUCUGUGGUACAGCUAGCACAGUCUGUACUGAACUCAAAAUCUGAGCUCCCUCAUAUGUAUCAGCAUUGUGUGUGGAGCGCCAAAGACUUGGGACCUUUUAUUCGCUUAUGUCUCAUGGAUCAGAAUUUCCCUGCCUUUGUGGAAGAAGUGGAGAAGGAACUGAAAAAACUGACAGAAGGAUGAGAAAUGUUAAUGUUACUUAGUAAACACAAAAAAGUCAGUGUUUGGAUACUUGAUAAAUUGCUUCAAACGUGUUUUUGUCAGUGUUUUAUUCUUAAAAACAGGUGAAUUCACUUUUUGUACAUCAUUGCACUUCAACAAAUACACAGAACACAAGUUCAUGCAUCUACAGUUAUGCACGACAUCAGGACCCUGGUAGGUCUGUAAUUCUACAGUCAGUCCUUAAAUCAACAUGAGAAAUUACAGUGUCAAACUGAAGAGUAUAACUAGUUGCAUAGAAUAUCACCAUGCUGUAACGUUUCAACAUCAUUUAAAACAAAACAAAAAAAGUAAAUUAUAAAAGUUUGCCUGAAUUGAAUGUACAAGAAUAUGUUGAACACAUCAGUGCAAAAGGAUUUGAGAAUUUACAUGAUUAACAAAAAAAUCACUUAAAAAGCAAUCAUAUAUAUAUAUAUAUAUUUAUAAACUGAAGUAUCUUUACUGCAGUUCACCACCACUUGUUGGACUGUUCCAGCUUUUAAAGUCUUUGAUUAUCAGGACCCCCAAGUCUUUUCACAUAGGUUAAGCCCUUAAGAUAAUUUUGAUUUAUAUUAUUCCUCUACAAGUACCAGAACAGCAUAAUUAUUUCAUCUCUCAGACAUAUAAUAUACGGAAUGAAUAUCAGCAGCUUAAAAAUGAAACACAUUUACUGUACUUUGGUUUUCCCCCCUCCCCCCAAAAAUAUAAAUAUAUACUGUAUAUAUUUUUAGGUUUUGCUGUACUUUACAAAAAGUUACCACUAGAUGGCAGCAGUGCAUUUAGAGCUUUGCCAAUUUAACAGCUAGAGUAAGUAAAAAAUGGUGCAUGCAUGAUCUGACUCUUACUUCUAGUGUUUAAAUAUCUUAAGGGGG